AAAUCUUCCCAGGCCGGGGUGGGUUAGAGCAUUUGAAGAGGCUCCGUAGCUGAGAGGGUGCUUAAAGAGCAUCUGUGGGCUAAGCCAGGCUUCUUCCAUUUGGCCUGAUCCUCCCUAAAUCUGCCAUCUCUUUAUCUGGGCUGUAAAGUCUACCCUCUGCCCAGGGUCCCUUUCCAGGCCAGGACUCAGAACCUCUGUGCCUGAGCAAACUUUGCCAAGAGGGCAGAGGAAGGGAAUCAGGUUUAACAAGCUCCUGUCAUGUGCCACAUAGAAAGCUGGGUGCUUUUAGCUGUUAUUAUAACUUUUGGUCUUCCCAACAACCUCACGGUGCUAUUGUUUGUUACCUCUUUUCACAGAUGACAAAAUGUGGUCAGUGUGGCUGUGACUCCCCUGAGGGUACACAGCUAAUGCGAGCUGGAGCUGCAAUGCUAACCCAGGCAGUCUGCUCCCAGAGCCCAUGCAUGUGAUGUCUACCUGUGCCACCCUGCCUUCUAGAGAGAUCAGUCAGGCCCUGUGCUUUACAGAUGGUGGGACUGAGACUGUGAGAAGUCAGAUGAGUCACUUAGCAUCAUCCCUCAAUUGAUAUCCGCGAGAUCAAGGAGAUCCGCCCAGGGAAGACCUCCCGGGACUUUGACCGCUAUCAAGAGGACCCUGCUUUCCGGCCAGACCAGUCACACUGCUUUGUCAUCCUAUAUGGCAUGGAAUUCCGCCUGAAGACUCUGAGCCUGCAAGCUACAUCUGAGGAUGAAGUGAACAUGUGGAUCAAGGGCUUAACUUGGCUGAUGGAGGAUACAUUGCAGGCGGCCACACCCCUGCAGAUUGAGAGGUGGCUUCGGAAGCAGUUCUAUUCAGUGGAUCGGAAUCGUGAGGAUCGCAUAUCAGCCAAAGACCUGAAAAACAUGCUGUCCCAGGUCAACUACCGGGUCCCGAACAUGCGCUUCCUCCGGGAGCGGCUGACGGACCUGGAACAGCGCAGUGGGGACAUCACCUACGGGCAGUUUGCGCAGCUGUACCGCAGCCUCAUGUACAGCGCCCAGAAGACGAUGGACCUCCCCUUCUUGGAAGCCAGCGCUCUAAGGGCUGGGGAGCGGCCGGAGCUCUGCCGAGUGUCCCUUCCUGAGUUCCAGCAGUUCCUCAUUGACUACCAGGGGGAGAUGUGGGCCGUGGACCAGCUCCAGGUGCAGGAGUUCAUGCUCAGCUUCCUCCGAGACCCCUUGCGAGAGAUCGAGGAGCCUUACUUCUUCCUGGAUGAGUUCGUCACCUUCCUAUUCUCCAAAGAGAACAGCGUGUGGAACUCCCAGCUGGAUGCCGUGUGCCCAGACACCAUGAACAACCCCCUGUCCCACUACUGGAUCUCCUCCUCACACAAUACGUACCUGACUGGGGACCAGUUCUCCAGCGAGUCUUCCCUGGAAGCCUAUGCUCGUUGCCUGCGAAUGGGCUGUCGCUGCAUUGAGUUGGACUGCUGGGACGGUCCAGAUGGGAUGCCAGUCAUUUACCACGGACACACUCUUACUACCAAGAUCAAGUUCUCAGACGUCUUGCACACCAUCAAGGAGCACGCCUUUGUGGCCUCAGAGUACCCGGUCAUCCUAUCCAUCGAGGACCACUGUAGCAUUGCCCAGCAGAGGAACAUGGCCCAGUACUUUAAAAAGGUGCUCGGGGACACACUCCUCACCAAGCCCGUGGACAUCGCUGCUGACGGGCUCCCCUCACCCAACCAGCUUAAGAGGAAGAUCCUUAUCAAGCACAAGAAGCUGGCUGAGGGCAGUGCCUAUGAGGAGGUGCCUACAUCCGUGAUGUACUCUGAGAACGACAUAAGCAACUCCAUCAAGAAUGGCAUCCUCUACCUGGAGGACCCCGUAAACCAUGAGUGGUACCCCCACUACUUUGUUCUGACCAGUAGCAAGAUCUACUACUCUGAAGAGACCAGUAGUGACCAGGGCAACGAGGAUGAGGAGGAGCCCAAGGAGGCCAGUGGCAGCACAGAGCUGCACUCCAACGAGAAGUGGUUCCACGGGAAGCUCGGGGCCGGCCGGGAUGGGCGGCACAUCGCUGAGCGCUUGCUCGCUGAGUACUGCGUUGAGACCGGGGCGCCUGACGGCUCCUUCCUAGUGCGCGAGAGCGAGACCUUCGUGGGCGACUACACGCUGUCUUUCUGGCGAAACGGGAAAGUCCAGCACUGCCGUAUCCACUCCCGGCAGGAUGCUGGGACCCCCAAGUUCUUCUUGACAGACAACCUCGUGUUUGACUCACUCUAUGACCUCAUCACACACUACCAGCAGGUGCCCCUGCGCUGCAACGAAUUUGAGAUGCGCCUUUCAGAGCCUGUCCCGCAGACCAAUGCUCACGAGAGCAAAGAGUGGUACCAUGCAAGCCUGACCAGAGCCCAGGCUGAGCACAUGCUAAUGCGGGUCCCUCGUGAUGGGGCCUUCCUAGUGCGGAAGCGGAAUGAGCCCAACUCCUACGCCAUCUCCUUCCGGGCCGAGGGCAAGAUCAAGCAUUGCCGCGUCCAGCAGGAGGGCCAGACGGUGAUGCUGGGGAACUCGGAGUUUGACAGCCUUGUUGACCUCAUCAGUUACUAUGAGAAGCAUCCUCUGUACCGCAAGAUGAAGCUGCGCUACCCCAUCAACGAGGAGGCCCUGGAAAAGAUGGGCACAGCUGAGCCAGACUACGGGGCCCUGUAUGAGGGACGCAACCCUGGCUUCUACGUGGAGGCAAACCCAAUGCCGACUUUCAAGUGUGCAGUCAAAGCCCUCUUUGACUACAAGGCCCAGAGAGAGGAUGAGCUGACUUUCACCAAGAGUGCCAUCAUCCAGAACGUAGAGAAGCAAGAGGGAGGCUGGUGGCGAGGGGACUAUGGUGGGAAGAAGCAGUUGUGGUUCCCAUCAAACUACGUGGAAGAGAUGGUCAGCCCAGCGACCCUGGAGCCCGAGAGGGAGCACUUGGACGAGAACAGCCCCCUGGGGGACUUGCUGCGGGGGGUCUUAGAUGUGCCGGCGUGUCAGAUCGCCAUCCGACCAGAGGGCAAGAACAACCGGCUCUUCGUCUUCUCCAUCAGCAUGGCGUCAGUGGCGCAGUGGUCCCUGGAUGUUGCAGCUGACUCACAGGAGGAACUACAGGACUGGGUGAAAAAGAUCCGUGAAGUGGCCCAGACUGCAGACGCCAGGCUCACCGAGGGGAAGAUGAUGGAACGGAGGAAGAAGAUUGCCCUGGAGCUCUCUGAGCUUGUUGUCUACUGUCGGCCUGUUCCCUUCGAUGAAGAGAAGAUUGGCACAGAACGUGCUUGUUACCGGGACAUGUCGUCCUUCCCGGAAACCAAGGCUGAAAAGUAUGUGAACAAGGCCAAGGGCAAGAAGUUCCUCCAGUACAAUCGACUGCAGCUCUCCCGCAUCUACCCCAAGGGCCAGCGGCUGGACUCCUCCAACUAUGAUCCCUUGCCCAUGUGGAUCUGUGGCAGCCAGCUCGUGGCCCUCAACUUCCAGACCCCAGAUAAGCCUAUGCAGAUGAACCAGGCCCUCUUUCUAACCGGCGGGCACUGCGGCUAUGUGCUGCAGCCUAGCACCAUGCGAGACGAGGCCUUCGACCCGUUUGAUAAGAGCAGCCUCCGGGUACCGGAGCCGUGUGCCAUCUGUAUCGAGGUGCUGGGGGCCCGGCAUCUGCCGAAGAAUGGCCGAGGCAUUGUGUGUCCUUUUGUGGAGAUUGAGGUGGCAGGAGCUGAGUAUGACAACACCAAGCAGAAGACAGAGUUUGUGGGUGCGUCUGUCUUGCCUGCCAUGGUCUUGAUCCUCCCCUGGGCACUGAAGGGCCCUCCCCACCAGCGAUGCCUCCUCUCCCAGCAGUGGCCUGAGCUUUCUGCCCUUGCUUUUGCAGUGGACAAUGGACUGAACCCCAUGUGGCCGGCCAAGCCCUUCCAAUUCCAGAUCAGCAACCCCGAAUUUGCUUUCUUACGCUUCGUGGUGUAUGAGGAAGACAUGUUCAGCGAUCAGAACUUCUUGGCUCAGGCUACUUUCCCUUUGAAAGGCCUGAAGACAGGAUACAGAGCUGUGCCUCUGAAGAACAACUACAGUGAGGAUCUGGAGUUGGCCUCCCUGCUGGUCAAGAUCCAAAUUUUCCCCGCCAAGCAGGAGAAUGGUGAUGGUCCCUUCAGUGGUACGUCCCUGCGGGAGCGGGAGCGGAGCAUGGACGCCUCAGGCCAGCUGUUCCACAGCCGGGCCCGGGAAGGCUCCUGUGAAGCCCGCUACCAGCCGCCAUUGGAGGACUUCCGCAUCUCCCAGGAGCAUCUCGCAGACCACUAUGAUGGUCGAGAACGGAGGGCCCCUCGAAGGACUCGGGUCAAUGGAGACAACCGCCUCUAGUGUGCCCGGCCUCUGUGGAGAGCAGCCGGUGGGUGCUGCGUGCCUCGUGGAGUGCCGUGAACUGGUUUCUUGGGAAGCGGCCUGCCGUGGCAGCCUUCCGGUUUCACCGCCUGGAGCCUAUAUUCCAACAGCGAAUGCUAGACAAAAACCAAGCCAUUAAUGAGAUGUGUUACUGUUUUGGGCCUCCAUGCCCAGCUCUGAGUGAAGGCAAAAACUGUAUGGUGUCUCACGUUAAGCACACAUAUCUGGCCCUGACUUCUGGAGAUGGAGCCUUCCAUCUUGUGGGGCCGGGACCACAGCCCCUGGAGAGGCUGCCUCAGCCAGCGGCACACAGGCUCUAAGGAGCUGCUGACAUUCCUGAGAACGGAAGAGGAGAAGGAGCCGACUCGCUGGGCCAGGGAAACAAAGUUUACAUUGUCCUGUAGCUUUAAACCACAGCCGGGCAGGGUGAGAGGGCAGAGGCCCUGUGGUUGGGCCAGGAGCCAGGGUGGGGACAGGAGCUGCCCUGGAGAGGCUCUGCCUGCCUGAGGAGAGGACACAGCACAAGGGCAUGCUGCCCACGGCCGGGAUGCGAACCCAGCCUGGAAGAUACAGGGGAUCAUGUUAAAAUAGCAGUAUUAUUUUUCUUCUCAGUGGUAUUGUAACUAAGUUAUUUACUCCUCCUGCUCCUCACGUAAGGGAAACUUGGAGCAAAGCCUUUGAGAGAGAGGGGCCGGUGGGCUGCCCGCAGUGUUGGGAAGGUCUCUGCUGGGGCUGGAAAGGCACUGUCAGAAUAGUGACGCAGGGGUGGGAGAGAAGAAACAGCAGAGCCUGUUCAGGUGACUUUUUUUCUUUUUUUAAGGCAAGGAAGACUCAAUAUGCUUUCCCUUAGGAAUGAAAAAGGGAUAAAGGAGGUGCCUGCCUUGUGGGUGGGUGG
Loxodonta africana (African savanna elephant) is the source of this 5274-nucleotide messenger RNA. RefSeq names its product phospholipase C gamma 1 (gene PLCG1). The transcript has 31 exons. NCBI's taxonomy places the organism in Eukaryota, Metazoa, Chordata, Mammalia, Proboscidea, Elephantidae. Bases 699 to 4358 code for a protein of 1219 amino acids. The record is from RefSeq and is a predicted model, not a curated record. Gene Ontology annotation, biological process: phospholipid catabolic process; release of sequestered calcium ion into cytosol; phosphatidylinositol-mediated signaling. Gene Ontology annotation, molecular function: protein binding; calcium ion binding; phosphatidylinositol-4,5-bisphosphate phospholipase C activity.